Phragmites australis (common reed) is the source of this 1959-nucleotide messenger RNA. RefSeq lists its product as uncharacterized. The transcript has 5 exons. Lineage: Eukaryota; Viridiplantae; Streptophyta; Magnoliopsida; Poales; Poaceae. Bases 178 to 1728 code for a protein of 516 amino acids. Gene Ontology annotation, molecular function: nucleic acid binding. The record is from RefSeq and is a predicted model, not a curated record.
CGCCGCCGCCGCCGCCUCACGCGCCACCGCCGUCGCCUCCAUUGGCCAGUUGUCGCCUCACACACCGCCAACGUCGCCUCAACAGCCACGCGAUGACAGGGGUUGUGCUGAAGGGCAUCAGGGAGAAGGACUUCCUCCAGUGACGCCGGCAACGAAGGCUACUUGUACUUAGAAAGCAUGUCACCAAGUUCUGGAGGUCGAAGAGCACUAGGAGAGAUUGAUUUGAACGUGGCACCAGAUUCUGGAGAUCAAAGAAUACUAGGAGAGAUUGAUUUUAAUUUGGCACCAAGUUAUGGAGGUCCAAGAGCACUAGGAGAGAUUGAUUUGAAUGUGGAGCUAGAAGAAGAAGUGAAUGCUGAAUUGCUGAUAGGUUUUAAUCAUAGUUUUGGGGCUCCAGAUGAAAAUACUUUUGAUGCUGGGAGUGCUCCGCAUGCUGAAAAUAUUGUAUUUAGGAAUGAAGUGUCUAAUGACAAACGGAGAAGAAUAUUUGAAUCUUUGCUAGCAAAAGCCAACAAUGGAAUCCUGAAGCGCCAUGUGACAACAGAAAUUUCUGCAUCAUUUGGAGUACCUAUUCGGACGAUACAACGCAUUUGGAAACAAGGUAAAGAUUGUCUUGACCAAGGUAUUUUGGUCGAUGUUUCUAGUGGAAAGUGCAGAUCUGGCCGUAAGAGAAUUGAAGUGGAUGUAUCUGGGAUUCGUGAUCUUCCAUUGUCAAGUCGAACUACGCUAGAUGAUUUGUGUGCCCACUUACAUGUGAGUAAAGGCAAGUUGCUAGCAAUGAAACGGGAAGGUAUCAUAAAACGAGUCUCAAACAGCUUGAAUCCGUACUUGACAGAGAAAAACAAGAGGGAUAGGUUAAAGUGGUGUAUAUCUAUGCUUGACCCACUGAGUAUUCCCAAUGACCCAAUGUUUAAAGGACUAUUCGAUUUUGUUUUCAUUGAUGAGAAAUGGUUCAAUAUUACAAGGAAAACUGAGAGAUAUUAUACGAUUCCAGGAGAAGAUGAGCCCACACGGACUUGUAAAAACAAGAACUUCAUUCCUAAGAUCAUGAUUUUGACUGCUCUUGCUCGACCAAGAUUUAAUUCUGAUGAAAAUUGCACAUUUGAUGGGAAAAUUGGGUCCUUCCCUCUCGUGACAUUCGAACCAGCUAAGAGAUCAAGUGUCAACCGGCCUGCAGGGACAUUGGAGAUGAAGCCGAUCGAAUCUAUUACAAAGGAAGUCACUCGAACAUUUCUGAUUGAAAAGGUCUUACCUGUGAUUCGUGCUAAAUGGCCACGUGAAGAUGCAAACAAACCCAUAUAUAUACAGCAAGACAAUGCUCGACCUCAUAUUGCACCUAAUGACAAAUUAUUUUGUGAUGCUGCCAAGCAAGAUGGGUUUGAUAUUCGUUUGAUAUGUCAACCUGCAAAUUCACCUGAUUUUAACAUUUUAGAUUUGGGUUUCUUUAAUUCUAUUCAGUCAAUUCAGUACAAGACAACAUCAAAAACAACAUCAGAACUUGUAGCUGCUGUUGAUAAGGCUUUCCAGGAAUAUUCGGUGCGUCAGUUGAACAGAAUUUUCUUGACACUUCAUCUUGUUAUGAAGGAAGCCAUGAAAGAUGGAGGUGGCAAUGGAUACGAUAUUCCACACAUAAAGAAAGGGAUGCUAGAAAGACAAGGACAACUUCCUUUGCAGAUUAGAUGUGAUGUCUCAUUGGUACAGGAGGCUAUGGCGCAGAUCAAUGAAUAAUCCCAAGGUUUCUUCUUUGGUUGAGGCUUUUCUAGAAUUUGGAUGCUGAACAUGCAGCAGCAGCAUUGUUCUAUCAGAAAUCAACAAGCACAUGUAAAAUAUCAGCAGCAGCAUUGUUCUGUCAGGGACAUAAAUAGGAGUAAAUGAUGUCAAUGUAAACAUGUAAAGAUUUUGUCAAGUUUUCUUAACAUACUGAAGCAGCAUUGUUCUAUCAUAAAUCAACAAGCACAU